Drosophila suzukii is the source of this 936-nucleotide messenger RNA. RefSeq lists its product as uncharacterized. NCBI's taxonomy places the organism in Eukaryota, Metazoa, Arthropoda, Insecta, Diptera, Drosophilidae. The record is from RefSeq and is a predicted model, not a curated record.
CCAGUGUUUUCAGUCGUCAAACGACAGCAUCCAACAUCAGUCGCUAGUUGCGGAAUCCACAGAAGCUUCAGAAUCGGCAGAAACAUUGUUUACCUGGGUGAUCUUACAAGAUGUUUGGCAGUCAUCGGUUUAUGCUCUGCUUCUUCUGCCUGGGCGCAGUGAUUAGUGUGUCCCUGGCCAUCGAGGAGUCCUCGGACAUAGAGGAGGAUGUGAUCAGCAUUGCCAACCAGACGCAGAAGGUGAUCCGCGUGCAUCCGCAGGACCUGCCUCCCAAGAAGGACAACACAGGCAGCCAAAUGAACUCGGCCUUUUUCCAGAUCCAAACGCUGCGUCCACCAACGGGAUCAGCUUCCGGUUCUGGACCCGUUUCCGGUCAGCGGCAGUACGUGGACUCCAAGCAGAUGCGGAAGAGGCGUCCUCGACCCGCCAAGCUGCUGGGUGGAAAUGGGAAUGGGAAUGUGGCCGCCAGUGGUGAAGAUGAGACGCAGCCAGCCUUGAAAUACCAACUAAAAGCCUUUCCCAAGCAGAAACUCAAGCAGCAGAAGCAACUAAACUUGGACGCUAGGUCGGCUGCAGGGGAGCAGGUGGAUCGGAUGGACCAGGUGGAGGUCCAAGGUCAAGUAUUACCCGUCCAGAUGACACCGGGCCCCUAUCCCAUCUACUACGUGGUGUCCAAGACCAACGGACGCUUCGGCAAGUUCCCCAUCAAGUCGUUUCGCUCGCCCUCGGAGUUCGCCAAGUAUCUUGUGAAGAGCAAGGCGGAGCCCAUCGCCCGGGAUCAGCGAUUCGAGAUGAUCUUGUGAUCUUUCCUGCUCCUCACCACUUAGUCAAAGCUAAAGCCUAAAUUAUUACCCCGUAAUCGUAGUCGUAACUAUAAUAUUAUAAAUGCUUAAUGCCGCAAUAAACCCAUGUCUAAAUUUAGCCAAUGAAACAAAA